AUGUCAGUGGUAUUUGACAGAAAGGCUGGGGAAAUUGGAGGAGAUGGUUGGAACCUGAUGGAUACUCAAGAGAGAUCCAAAUGCAGUGGGAGAUCUCGAGGUUUGGUGUGGUACAUUGGAACUGCAGCGUGCCUGGGGCUGCUGUAUCUUCUUCUGCUGGUUGUGAUCUUAAGCUAUGUGGUCAACAAUGACAAAGCCACCAGUCCUCAGGGCACUGACCAACUGCAAUUUUUCACACUUGGUCAGACCGAGUGUGAAAACCUGACUCUUCAAUGGAUCCAGUUACAGAAGCGCUACAACAAGUUGUCAGAAAGCACACAGCAGCUACAGACCAUGUUCAGUUCGAAGAAUGCAGAGCUAGAUGCGAUCAGAGAUGAGAGAGACCAACUGAAGAUGGAUACCAGAAACCUGACUAAAGAGAUGGAAAACCUGACUCUUCAAGGGAUCCAGUUACAGAAGCGCUACAACAAGUUGUCAGAAAGCACACAGCAGCUACAGACCAUGUUCAGUUCGAAGAAUGCAGAGCUAGACGCGAUCAGAGAUGAGAGAGACCAACUGAAGAUGGAUACCAGAAACCUGACUAAAGAGAUGGAGCUGCUUCAGAGCCGAUUCAACACUGUGGUUACGAUGCGAGAUGAGUUACAAGAGGAGGUCAAAAGGUUGAAUCUCAACAGAACAGAAAAACUUUGUCCCGAUGAUUGGAAAAAAUACAACAACAAAUGCUACUAUGUCUCGGCCCAAAGAGUGAGCAAAAGCUGGGACAAAAGCAAAAAAGACUGUGAAGACAGAGGAGCUCAUUUGGCGAUUAUAAACUCACGAGAUGAACAGGACUUUGUCAGCAAAUUCUACGACCGAACCUGGAUAGGUCUGUCUGACAAAGACUUAGAGGGCCACUGGAAGUGGGUGGAUGGGACUGACCUGGUAGGUGACGGAUACUGGCAAGAAGGGGAGCCCAACAAUGAUCGUAAUAUUGAGCACUGUGCGGAGGUCUCGAGAAAAGGGGGUGGAUGGAAUGACAUGCCUUGUUCUGAAAGGUUAUCAUGGGUUUGUAACCUUCCAUUGUGAAGUCAUACAAGUUUGUCUUUUGGUUUAUGGUGUUAAGUUUCACAUUGUACAGUGCAUCACAUAUUUGCAUAUUCAAGUCCAUCUUCUCUCUUAAUGUCAUUUGCAGUCAUUUGCCAGUGUUGUUGUCUGGGCUCUUUGCUGAGUCCACUAACUGUAUAUAAAUAUGGACAA
Scomber japonicus (chub mackerel) is the source of this 1236-nucleotide messenger RNA. RefSeq names its product C-type lectin domain family 4 member F-like. Bases 1 to 1065 code for a protein of 354 amino acids. NCBI's taxonomy places the organism in Eukaryota, Metazoa, Chordata, Actinopteri, Scombriformes, Scombridae. The transcript has 4 exons. The record is from RefSeq and is a predicted model, not a curated record.